Choloepus didactylus (southern two-toed sloth) is the source of this 3957-nucleotide messenger RNA. It is a transcript of the gene ATP13A1, whose product is annotated as ATPase 13A1. Bases 171 to 3818 code for a protein of 1215 amino acids. Gene Ontology annotation, molecular function: ATP hydrolysis activity; ATP binding; membrane protein dislocase activity. Gene Ontology annotation, biological process: intracellular calcium ion homeostasis; extraction of mislocalized protein from ER membrane. The transcript is spliced from 25 exons. The record is from RefSeq and is a predicted model, not a curated record. NCBI's taxonomy places the organism in Eukaryota, Metazoa, Chordata, Mammalia, Pilosa, Megalonychidae. Gene Ontology annotation, cellular component: endoplasmic reticulum membrane.
CCACAGCCCGUCAUGGCGGCGCCCGUCGAUCCACUUCCGGGAUCAGCUCCCCUUGUUGCCCCGGUCCCUCCCAGGCCCGGCUGCCAUGGCGGCGCCCAGUGUUCGCCGGAACUGAAACCUCGGAAGGGAGGCGGUGCCUCCGCCCGGAACCGAGCGCGGCGCAGAGGAAGAUGGCGGCAGUGGGCAACGCGGUUCCCGGCGGGGCCCGGGCCGGCGGGCAGACCAAGGCCCGGCCGCAGCCGCCCGCGCCCCUCGCCGCCGGGCCGGCGCUCGUAGCGAGCGGCGAUGAGCUGGUGGCCGCCGUGUGGCCGUGCCGGCGCCUGGCGCUGCUGCGGCGCCUCACGGUGCUGCCGUUCGCGGGGCUGCUGUACCCGGCCUGGCUGGGCGCCGCGGCCGCAGGCUGCUGGGGCGGAAGCUGGACGCAGGUCCCCGAGGCCGCGCUGCUCGUACUCGCCGCCAUCUGCCUCGCGCACGCGCUCACCGUCCUCUCGGGACAUUGGUCCGUGCACGCGCACUGCGCGCUCACCUGCACCCCGGAGUAUGACUCCAGCAAAGCGACCUUCGUGAAAGUGGUGCCGACGCCCAACAAUGGCUCCGCCGAGCUCGUGGCCCUGCACCGGGACGAGGACGAGGACGGGCAGGAGGUGCUGUCCUUCGAAUUCCAGAAAAUCAAGUAUUCCUACGAUGCCCACGAGAAGAAGCAGUUCCUUCCCGUGGCCUUUCCUGUGGGAAACACCUUCUCUUACUACCAGAGCAGCAGAGGGUUCCAGGAGGAUGCGGAGAUCCGGGCAGCCGAGAAGAAAUUUGGGAGUAACAAGGCCGAGAUGGUGGUGCCCGACUUCUCGGAGCUGUUCAAGGAGAGAGCCACAGCCCCCUUCUUCGUGUUCCAGGUGUUCUGCGUGGGGCUCUGGUGCCUGGACGAAUACUGGUACUACAGCGUCUUCACUCUCUCCAUGCUCGUGGCCUUCGAGGCCUCGCUGGUGCAGCAGCAGAUGCGGAACAUGUCCGAGAUCCGCAAGAUGGGCAACAAACCCCACAUGAUCCAGGUCUACCGGAGCCGCAAGUGGAGGCCGGUUGCCAGCGACGAGAUCGUGCCCGGGGACAUCGUCUCCAUCGGCCGCUCCCCCCAGGAGAACCUGGUGCCCUGCGACGUGCUGCUGCUGCGAGGCCGCUGCAUCGUGGACGAGGCCAUGCUCACGGGGGAGUCAGUGCCGCAGAUGAAGGAGCCCAUCGGAGACCUCGACCCGGCCCGGGUGCUGGACCUGCAGGCGGACGCGCGGCUGCAUGUCGUCUUCGGGGGCACCAAGGUGGUGCAGCACAUCCCGCCGCAGAAGGCCGCCUCGGGCCUCAAGCCGGUGGACAAUGGGUGUGUGGCCUUCGUCCUGAGGACCGGCUUCAACACAUCCCAGGGCAAGCUGCUGCGCACCAUCCUCUUCGGCGUCAAGAGGGUGACGGCAAACAACCUAGAGACCUUCAUCUUCAUUCUCUUCCUCCUGGUCUUUGCCGUGGCGGCGGCCGCCUACGUGUGGGUGGAAGGUGAGCCGUGCCCCGACCCCGGCCCCCCGCCCCUGCGGCCGCAGCCUGGCAGCCCUGUCUCCCCAGGUACCAAGGACCCCAGCCGGAACCGCUAUAAGCUGUUCCUCGAGUGCACCCUGAUCCUCACCUCCGUCGUGCCCCCCGAGCUGCCCAUCGAGCUGUCCCUGGCUGUCAACACGUCCCUCAUUGCCCUGGCCAAGCUCUACAUGUACUGCACGGAGCCCUUCCGGAUUCCCUUCGCCGGCAAGGUCGAGGUCUGCUGCUUCGACAAGACGGGCACCCUGACCAGCGACAGCCUCGUGGUGCGCGGCGUGGCCGGGCUCAGGGACGGGACGGAGGUGACACCCGUGUCCGGCAUCCCCGUGGAGACGCACCGCGCCCUCGCCUCGUGUCACUCGCUGGUGCAGCUGGACGAUGGCACCCUUGUGGGUGACCCCCUGGAGAAGGCCAUGCUGACGGCCGUGGACUGGACGCUGACCCGCGAUGAGAAAGUAUUCCCCCGAAGUAUUAAAACUCAGGGGCUGAAAAUUCACCAGCGCUUUCAUUUUGCCAGUGCCCUAAAGCGAAUGUCCGUGCUUGCCUCCUACGAGAAGCUCGGCUCCCCCGACCUCUGCUACAUCGCGGCUGUGAAGGGGGCCCCCGAGACCCUGCACCCCAUGUUCUCCCAGUGCCCCCCCGACUACCAGCACAUCCACACGGAGAUCUCCCGGGAAGGCGCCCGUGUUCUUGCCCUGGGCUACAAGGAGCUGGGGCACCUCACCCACCAGCAGGCCCGAGAGGUCAGGCGGGAGGCCCUGGAGUGCAACCUCAAGUUCGUCGGCUUCAUUGUCGUUUCCUGUCCGCUCAAGGCUGACUCAAAGGCAGUGAUCCGUGAGAUUCAGAACGCGUCCCACCGGGUGGUGAUGAUCACAGGAGACAACCCGCUCACUGCCUGCCACGUGGCCCGGGAGCUGCACUUCAUUGACAAGAUGCACACGCUGAUCCUGCAGCUGCCCCGGGACGAAGGCCAGCCGUGGGAGUGGCGCUCCAUCGACGGCAGCAUCGUGCUGCCCCUGGCCCAGGGCUCCCCGAAGGCACUGGCCCUGGAGCACGCGCUAUGCCUCACAGGCGAUGGCCUGGCCCACCUGCAGUCCACGGACCCCCAGCAGCUGCUCCGCCUCAUCCCCCACGUGCAGGUGUUUGCCCGCGUGGCCCCCAAGCAGAAGGAGCUCGUCAUCACCAGCCUGAAGGAGCUGGGCUACGUGACGCUCAUGUGUGGGGACGGCACCAAUGAUGUGGGUGCCUUGAAGCACGCCGAUGUGGGUGUGGCGCUCCUGGCCAACGCCCCUGAGCGGCUGGUGGAGCGGCGGCGUCGGCCCCGGGACGGCCCGGUCCCGAGCAGCAGCGUCCGGGGCGCCCCGAGGGCAGCCAAGCAGAGGGCAGGGCCCCCGCCCACCGACGAGCUGCUGUUGUCCCAGCGGGACCGCCUGAGCCAGGUGCUGCGGGACCUCGAGGAUGAGAGUGCGCCCCUCGUGAAGCUGGGGGACGCCAGCAUUGCUGCACCCUUCACCUCCAAGCUCUCGUCCAUCCAGUGCAUCUGCCAUGUGAUCAAGCAGGGCCGCUGCACGCUGGUGACAACGCUGCAGAUGUUUAAGAUCCUGGCGCUGAACGCCCUGAUCCUGGCCUACAGCCAGAGCGUACUCUACCUGGAGGGCGUCAAGUUCAGCGACUUCCAGGCCACCCUGCAGGGGCUGCUGCUGGCCGGCUGCUUCCUCUUCAUCUCCCGUUCCAAGCCCCUGAAGACCCUGUCCCGGGAGCGGCCGCUGCCCAACAUCUUCAACGUGUACACGGUUCUCACCGUCAUGCUGCAGUUUCUCAUGCACUUCCUGAGCCUCGUCUACCUGUACCGCGGGGCCCAGGCCCGGAGCCCUGAGAGGCAGGAGCAGUUCGUGGACCUGGACAAGGAGUUCGAGCCCAGCCUGGUCAACAGCACCGUGUACAUCAUGGCCAUGGCCAUGCAGACGGCCACCUUUGCCAUCAACUACAAGGGCCCGCCCUUCAUGGAGAGCCUGCCAGAGAACAAGCCCCUGCUCUGGAGCCUGGCCCUGUCGCUGCUGGCCAUCGUGGGCCUGCUCCUCGGCUCCUCACCGGACUUCAACAGCCAGUUUGGCCUGGUGGACAUCCCCGUGGAGUUCAAGCUGGUCAUCGCCCAGGUGCUGCUCCUGGACUUCUGCCUGGCGCUCUUGGCCGACCGUGCCCUGCAGUUCUUCCUGGGGUCCCCGAAGCUGAAAGUGCCUUCCUGAGGCAGUGGGGCCACCCCGGGAUGGGGCCCCCACUCCAGGCCGCCUGGCCACGCCCUGCGGAAGACCGAGCUGGGUCCUGCCGUGUCUGCAGAGCCUGCCCGGGCAGCACCGGGGUCAAUAAAGCAGCAUUGCAAUUUUA